Messenger RNA from Corylus avellana, 842 nucleotides. The record is from RefSeq and is a predicted model, not a curated record. NCBI's taxonomy places the organism in Eukaryota, Viridiplantae, Streptophyta, Magnoliopsida, Fagales, Betulaceae.
CGUUGGUACUCAUUGUCUGAAAAAGAUCACAAAUUUACGAUCACUGGGUUGUGGGUUUUUCGAUGGCCAUUUCUUCGGAGGAUACGGCAUCAAGUUCUUGCAGGAAGAGGAAGUCUCGAAGUAGACAAAAUGCUACUCUAUCAAUUGCUGAGACCCUCGCCAAGUGGGAAGAGCGUAAUGUCCAACUGGAGUCCUGUAAUAAUGAGAUCAAAUCUGUUCGUAAAGCUCCAGGUAUUGGGUCAAAGAAGGGAUGCAUGAAAGGGAAGGGAGGACCCGAAAACUCAUCAUGUAAAUACAGAGGUGUUCGGCAGAGGACAUGGGGUAAAUGGGUUGCUGAGAUUCGAGAGCCAAAAGGAAAAAAGAUGUGGCUUGGCAGUUUUGAAAAUUCUGUUGAUGCUGCCUUGUCUUACGACAAAGCUGCAAGAGCACUGUACGGAUCUUGUGCCCGCCUCAACUUUCCAAAUGAUCGUUCAGUGACAACAACCCCAUCAAGUAUCUGUUUAACAACAAUUUCGGGAAACUCUGGUUCUACAAAUUACUCCGAAGAUAUAAGCAUGAAGCUUGUUACUCCCAAUUUAAGAAAUGAGGAUGGAGAAGAUGAAUGGAACAAUAAUGCUUUGCAUGCUGCAGUUACUGAAGCUGCUAUUGCUGCCACACCAAGUAGUACGCAGCAGGCAGAAGAAGCAAAGGAUGAGUGGUCUUUGGAGGAAAUUGACGCUCUCUUGGAAACAAAUUCAAUCCUUGAUAUUGAAUCGGUGUUGGGUCAUGAUGUUGGCCAGUUUUGGUUCUCUGCCGUCGAGAGUAUGAAUGAUAUGGCAGCAGACUCCUUCUUGAGUUUUUAG